Auanema sp. JU1783 is the source of this 2397-nucleotide messenger RNA. Lineage: Eukaryota; Metazoa; Nematoda; Chromadorea; Rhabditida; Rhabditidae. The record is from the annotation of a GenBank genome assembly.
AUGUUCAAGCAAGAUGUCCUUUUACAGAAUAGGAUAAUGCACAAAGGCACAGCAGGAACUAUAGUUCAAUCCAGUUCCAAUUCCCAAAUAGAAGAUAGUAGACGAAGCAUUGUAGAAAAUUCAAAUGUUCACAAUUUCUCACAAAAGUUCAAUGAAGGUAGUCGAGUAAGAAGACAACCGUUUCAAAUGAUUCCCACAAGAUCAAUUGUAGUUGAUCCCAUCUUCGUUGACCUGGACAACUUUCAGAACUUUAACGACAUUUCUGAGUCAAUGAAUUUUGACGAGGAGUUUCUUGCUACACCUCCUCCACCAUUUAUCCCUGUAACUGUAGAGGAUGAGCUCCUGGAAACAAGUUUCUCCGAAUCUCCGUCAAUUUUACGAGCUCAGCUACCAAAUAAUCCAAGGAUCUCGAUCUUCACAACUACUACCCCUGCUCCCGUCACGUCAACAACAACAACAACCACUACAACAACUGAAAAGACACCAGCAUUAGUUCCCACAACUCUCAAGAUUUUCGAGGACAGAAGAACACAAAUUCAGCGUACCAGUGACUUUUCAUCUCAUUUUCCAACCCCGAAAAUCGAAGACAUGACAGUCAGAACGACUCUUCCAACUUCCUCUACGUUCGGCAUGCGAAAAUUCAUUUCAACCUCCCCAUUCCCGAUCCCAAUGCCUAUGGUCAUACCUGAUGAAGACGAUGAUAUAGAUUCAUCUGAGAGUGAUAGCUCAAGGUUCGAUCCUGAGAGUGAGGAAGGCAUACCAUCUUUUCCAAUCAAGCGAGAUGAUAAGGAACACAGUGAAAUAUUUUCCGAAUUGACUACUACAACUGAGAGAACAACUAUGAACCCUUUAUGGUGGACGCCUCGUCCUGCGUUUAUAGGUCAAACAUCAGUACAGCUUUUGCAAAAAAAGCAAGAAGAGAACAAAUCAAGCAGACCCAUUGUGCAACUAUCAUUGGAUCAGCAAACUUCACCUAAACGCCUCUCUCAAUGGGGCCGAACGCAGCCAUUGGAAGAACGAUUGCCUAAAAGUCGUUACCACAAUACGGAGAAUACUGUUUUUGUUGGAUUACCGACGAAAAAAACAUUAUCGCUUCGUCCUCAUCGUUUACCAUCAGUGUCAUCUCGUUCAUCAUUUCCAUCUUCUAGUUUCAAACCACAAUCAUCUCAAGGGAGUGUUCUCACGAGAAAUACAGGAAACGUUGCAGAAAAAGAAAUCUUAAAAGAAUUAGAAUCUUUGGCCUCACGAGUACAUCUGAAUGAUUUGAAAAACGUUUUCCAACAGAAGAAAAAACAUUCUGAUUUUUCGAACUGGAAUAGAGAAAAUGUCGACAACGAGUUAGUAUCGAAACGAAAUGCUUUAAGACAGUUGGAAUUACUCAAAGAUUUACAUGAAAAACAUAUCAUGCGAAAUUUGCCACAUCUUCCAAUCGCAUCAGCUGAGAAAAAAAUGGUUCCUAAGGACAUUGAUGAAUUGGAUUUGGCAUUGAAGGAACUGGGCUUAUCUGUAGAAGAUUCACAUGAGGAUUCUAUGAAAAACAUAAACGUAUUAGGCGAAAAGCGCACUCUCAAACAGGGAUUAUCAAGGAAGUCGAUUUCAUCAUUGACAUCGAGAUAUAGAAUUCAUAAGAUGAACAGUGGAGUCCAGAUAUUCGAGAGGAAUGCCCAAGACAGAAACCUGGUACACGGAUACGGAUAUAGUGGAAGGAAACUAAAUAAACUCAAUAAAUCUAAAGCGUUCCGAGCGGUUCCACCAUCAUCGCCUCAGCGCAUUUAUUCGGUUCCUGGAUCAGAAUUAUUGCCUUCGGUCGCGCGCUCUGAAGUGAAAAGUGUUGAACAACUGGUGCAUUCUUUGAAGAGAAGAGAUGACGCAUCAAAUGUUUGCCAAUUAGCAAAGUGUAGUUUUGAAGAAGGAGAUUUAUGUAAUUGGGAAUCAUCUUAUGAUGAGACUACACGAGUACGAAGAACCAAACGUGAAAACUUGAAUGAUGAAAAGUUUUUCGUGAUGAGAUCUUGGAGUAACUGGUUGGGUCAUAACAAUACUUCUGUUAUAACAAUAGAUAAAGCUCCUAUUUUCAACGAACUGAACAAACAUUUCGCUGGAAUCGUAUUGAACGCUCAACAGCGCGGUUCGUUAACUUUACGACUUAAUCAUGAAGAAUCAUUCAAAUUACGCUUUCGUGGAUAUGAUGUAAGACCGGCUACAAAGCUAAAGGUGUGUUGUGACGAGUCAUGCUUUGUGUCAAAUCGCGAUCCUGAACAACAUCGGUGGAAAAAACUUCAAGUGGAAUGUCCUGCUAGAACACAACAGAUUUCAUUUGAAUGUAUGAGUGGUGGCCCUUACAGAGGUGCUUGUGGAGUCGAUGAUAUCUCUAUAUACUCGGAUAUAUGUACAUAG